AUGGCGGAUCGGGAACCGAAUCUUGAACCCGAACCCGAAGCGACGCCGCCGUCAAGCUCACAUCAACAUCAAGAAGCCGCCGUCACAACCGGUGCCCGAUACUCGGAGCUCCCGGAGCUCUACGCAGUCUUUAACGCGCCCCUCUGGGAGUGUUUCAAACGCAUCGCUCUUGACCUCGAAUAUACCGUAGCCCCGAUCCGACUCAACCCACCGGAAUUUGCAAAACAGCCCAUCACAGACGGUGUCUUUGCGCUCUACUUAGUGCAUGACGCGCCCCUCUCCGAGUAUUUCAAACGCGCCGCCCAUGAGCUCAAACUAACCAUAGUGGCGCAAACGUUUGGGUUGUCAGGGGAACUUGAGGUUGAGGUUAAGGACUACACUCUCUAUUCCGGGCUUCUGGGCACCGCAUUUCUGCUCUUCAAGUCUUACCAGGUCACAGGCAACGCCGCCGAUCUCGUUCACUGCUCCCAGAUUGUGAAAGCUUGCGAUAAUGCUUCUCUUCGUUCUAGGGAUGUCACUUUUCUUUCUGGGCGUGCUGGUGUUUGCGCCCUUGGGGCUGUUGCUGCAUUACACAGUGGUAACGAACGAUUAAUGGAGUACUACAUGCUUCAGUUCCAAAAGAUUGAGGUGCCAAAUGAUUAUGCUGACGAUUUGAAAAUUGGGAGGGCUGGUUUUCUAUGGGCUUGUUUGUUCUUAAACAAACACAUUGGUCAGGAUACAAUUCCUUACCAAUAUACUGCCCGGUUUGUAGAUGAAAUUAUAAAAAAUGGAAGGGCAUUGGGUAGGAAGGGGGUUUGCCCUUUGAUGUUUGAAUCACUCGGAGAGAAGUAUUGGGGUGCUUCGCAUGGAUUGGCUGGGAUUAUGCAUGUUCUUAUGGAUAUGAAGUUGAAGCCAGAUGAGCUUGAGGAUGUUAAGGGAACUCUUAAAUACAUGAUACGUAACCGCCUUCCCAGUGGAAACUAUCCUAUAAGCGAAGUAGAUAGGAAUGAUGUGUUAUUGAACUGGUGUCAUGGAGCUCCUGGAAUAGUCAUCACACUUGUCAAAGCAGCUAAGGUUUUUGGAGAUAAAGAAUUCUUGGAUGCAGCUAUGCAAGCAGCAAAGGUAGUUUGGGAACAAGGUUUGCAUAAGCGAGUUGGGAUUUGCCAUGGUAUUAGCGGGAAUGCUUAUGUUUUCUUGUCACUUUACCAACAUACCGGGGACGUGGAGUACUUAGCCAUGGCUAGAUGUUUUACUUGCUCUUUACUUGAUAGAGCUCAUAAGGAGAUACCUCGAGGUGAAAUGCAUGGAGGUGAUCAACCAUAUUCGUUGUUUGAUGGUAUAGGAGGCUUGGCUUAUCUCUUGUUGGACAUGGUUGAUCCUACCCAGUCUAAAUUUCCAGCCUAUGAACUCUGA
Molecule: messenger RNA, 1392 nt
Organism: Lotus japonicus
Lineage: Eukaryota; Viridiplantae; Streptophyta; Magnoliopsida; Fabales; Fabaceae
Product: lanC-like protein GCL2
Exons: 6
Coding region: 1-1392 (463 amino acids)
Biological process (GO): peptide modification; carbohydrate metabolic process
Cellular component (GO): plasma membrane
Source: RefSeq, a predicted model, not a curated record